CCUUCGGAAUCAUUCCCUUCUUUCCCUGAUUGGUUCUUCCGAUACCGUGAGCCUUCCGGGGGAAUAUUAUGUCAAAGGAAUGUAGAUCCUUUACACAGACAGAAGGCUCCAGCCAGUUCCCAUAAUUAUUAUCAUAUCAUUACAAUUAAGGGUUUAUUAUUUAGGGCUUUUAGCUAUUCCUAGUGGCGACCACCAUUGAUCAGAGCGACCUCGUCUAAGAUGUUUAUCGCAAUGUGUCGAUCCACAACAUGAAAUCCGUUCGGACUUUGCCUAUCGGAAAACAAGACGUUGUCAAGAUCGAUUUCCGAUGUCCCAGGAAGAAAGACUAGACGCCACAGACGAUUUCCCGACAAACAAAGAAGGGGAGUUGACCAAGACGCUUUUAUUCGCCACCUUGCUCUCUACCUUUGGCUCGUCGUUGCAAUAUGGUUACAACAUCUCUGUCAUCUACUUCCCAGCGAAGUUCAUGAAAAGCUUUUACAAUGAGACCUAUCGGGAGCGGAACAACAUCAACAUGGACCAAGAGAUCCUCAGCUUCUUAUGGGGGCUGACCGUCUCGUUCUUCCCGGCCGGAGCCAUUUGUGGGUCUUUGCUGGUGGGUCCAUUGGUGGACAAUUGCGGAAGGAAAGGCACCUUGUUGGCCAAUGAUGCGUUGGUCAUCCUUUCCGCAGUCCUCUUGGGUUCUUCCAGAGCAAUCCAUUCCUAUGAACUCAUCAUCGUCGGGCGCUUGAUCAUUGGAGGAUGUGUAGGCGUCGCCUACAGUGUCGUCCCUAUGUACGUCAUGGAGUUGGCCCCACCGAACCUGCGGUGCGUCCUCGGCAUGAUGCCCCAUCUCUUCAUCACCUUCGGCAGCUUGUUGGCCUGUCUGCUUGGCCUUCACAACAACUUAGGGACUGAAGAAGGUUGGCCGAUCCUUCUGGGCCUCAUUGCGUUCCCGGCAUUGUUUCAGAUGAUCCUGCUGCCUUUCUUUCCCGAAAGUCCCAGAUACCUCCUGAUUCAGAAGGGGAACGAGGAGGAAGCAAGACAAGCGUUACAGAAACUGCGAGGCUGGGAGGACGUGGAGGAUGAGAUGGAAGAGCUUCACCUGGAGGACGCCACCGAAGCGGCAGAGAAGAACAUGGACGUCUACAAGAUCAUGGAGGCUGAUGGCCUACGUUGGCACCUCACUACCAUUGUCAUCUUGAUGGGUGGCCAGCAACUCUCUGGCAUCAAUGCAGCACAACAUUACUCCGAACAAAUCUAUUUUUCGCUGGGCUUCGGAGAAGAAAAUAGCCCAUAUGUCAGCUUGUUAUUGACUGGGACACUCAUGUUCAUCAUUAUAAUGGCGAUGUGCAUUGUGGAGACGAUAGGGCCACGAAAUCUCCUCCUUAUGGGUUUCGGGAUCUGUAGCGUUGCUUCCAUCUUCUUAGCCAUGUCCAUUGAGCUCCAGAAGACUAUCCCAUGGAUGGAUGAGCUGAGCGCUGCUUUCCUGACUCUCUUCUUACUUGGGCAAUCCGUCGGCCCCGACCCCGUAACCAAUGUCCUCGUAUCGGAAUUGUUCCUUCAGUCAUCUCGAUCCACAGCCUUUGUGAUUACGGGAACCCUCCAUUGGACGUGCAAAUUACUGUUUACAUUAGUCUACCUGCAUGUAGAGAACCACGUCGAGCCCUACAGCUUCAUCGUCUGUUGGCCUGUGUGUAUUGCUAGCUUCGUCUUUCUGAACAGGAGGAUUCCAGACAUAAGGAACAAGACCUUUCUGGACAUUCAGCGCAUAGUGGCACUCCACAUGGCUCGGAGGAUCCUGAUGAAGUCCUUAGUUGUGCCGAAUUAUUAAACAAAAAACCCUUGCUAGAUGGGCA
Molecule: messenger RNA, 1838 nt
Organism: Anolis carolinensis (green anole)
Lineage: Eukaryota; Metazoa; Chordata; Lepidosauria; Squamata; Anolidae
Product: solute carrier family 2, facilitated glucose transporter member 5-like
Exons: 13
Coding region: 308-1813 (501 amino acids)
Biological process (GO): monosaccharide transmembrane transport
Cellular component (GO): plasma membrane
Molecular function (GO): hexose transmembrane transporter activity
Source: RefSeq, a predicted model, not a curated record